This is a messenger RNA of Melozone crissalis (California towhee), 1809 nucleotides long. RefSeq names its product four and a half LIM domains 5 (gene FHL5). Lineage: Eukaryota; Metazoa; Chordata; Aves; Passeriformes; Passerellidae. Gene Ontology annotation, cellular component: nucleus; Z disc. The transcript is spliced from 5 exons. The record is from RefSeq and is a predicted model, not a curated record. Gene Ontology annotation, molecular function: transcription coactivator activity. The coding region runs from base 13 to 855 and encodes 280 amino acids. Gene Ontology annotation, biological process: positive regulation of transcription by RNA polymerase II.
GGCCCCAGCAGGAUGACCAGCAGCCACACAGACUGCCAUUUCUGCCUGCAGUCUCUGCGUGGCAGGAAAUACGCACUGAGGGAUGAGAACGCUUACUGCGUCCCGUGUUACGACAGCCUGUACGCCAACCCCUGCCAAGAGUGCAAGCUGCCCAUUGAGUGCAGCUCCAAGGAUCUGGCCUACAAAGGCCGCCACUGGCAUGAGGGGUGCUUCAGGUGUGCCAAGUGCUGUCGCUCACUCGUGGAGAAACCAUUUGCUGCCAAGGACGAGGUCUUGCUGUGUACUGAGUGCUACUCUGAUGAGUAUUCAUCCAAGUGUUUUCACUGCCAGAAGACCAUUAUGCCUGGUUCACGUAAAAUGGAAUUUAAGGGAAGCUCCUGGCAUGAAUCCUGUUUUGUUUGCCAGUAUUGUCAGCAACCAUUGGGAACAAAACCAUUAAUCACCAAAGACAAUGAGAAUUACUGUGUGCCCUGUUUUGAGAAGCAAUUUGCUCACCAUUGCUAUGCUUGCAAAAAGGUUAUAACUUCUGGAGGAGUGGCCUACCAUGACCAGCCUUGGCAUAAAGAAUGCUUUGUGUGUGCUGUGUGUAACACUCAGCUGUCUGGACAAAGAUUCAUUUCCAAAGAUGAGUACCCAUACUGUGUAGACUGUUUCAGCAAAUUUCAUGCCAAGAAGUGUGCUGCUUGCAAGAAACCUAUUGCAGCUCUUGGAGGUGCCAAAUACAUCUCAUUUGAGGAGCGCCAGUGGCACGGGGAAUGCUUUAGCUGCACAAAAUGCUCUGUUUCCCUGGUGGGCCAGGAAUUCCUCACUCAGCAGGAUGACAUCCUUUGCCACAAAUGUGGCUCUGCUUCAUAGUUCUGUGGAAAGAUGUACAGCUGCAGUAUUCUCACUCUGUAGCAAGGUAGUUCAUUGGUCUGCUGUAAGGAAACCAGAUAAAAGGUAGUAGAGUUAUUUCAUCAUUCAAGUAACUUUCCAACAGCAGUUUAACAUAUUCAUAAUUCUCAAUUUCUUAUAAACAAAAAUUAAACAACUGCCCCAUACUGGCUAAUAAAACAAUGCAGAAAAAGAUUUGUAUAUAUUUUAAGCCUAACUCCAGUAUGUUUUCCUUGUAACACACUGCACUCUGCUGUUAGAAGCCUAAAAAUUUAUCUUUUAUCACCUCUGAAUCAAAAAGGAUUGUGAAAUGUCUGUUUGGCAUAUGAAUAAUGAUGAGGCAUUAGCACUGACUCACAGAUGCAGAUCUUCCUACAGAAAGCUGGGAACAAGCAUUUUUCUCUUGGAUCAUAACAUUGAAGAGAACACCUUGUAAAUAUUAUAUUCUUCCAUACUUUGGGCAAAAAAGAUGCUGACAAAGCAGGCAAAAAUUGUGAGUAGGAGAUGCUUUCACAUUGAGGAAUGCAGUCAGAAAGGCCCAUUCCAUGGGCCAAUUCAAUACAAAAAAGGUCACUUUCCUUCCCUUACUGGGAUUGCUACCCAAAGAACUCACUCAAAACACUAAAGCACAGGCCCUUUCCCAAAACUGGGUAACUGUACUUAAAUCUUUAGGCAUAGCUGCUCUAAAACAUAAAUAAACCCAUAUUUUCAGCUACUGUGAGAGGUAAGGAAUGCCCAAGAUUGAAUAGUGCUGAUGUACAUUUUCCCAUAACGAAUAUGCCUUAAGACUUUGUUUCCUCUAUUUUUGCUAUACCUUCAAUACAGGCCUAAAAUAUACUUUUUUAUUAGUUGACUGAAGAGCCAACUCAUAGUGGUCUAUUUAACCUCGUACCUUCCUUCAUUCAAAACUGCUUUGCCAGCAAUUGAAGCCCUGUU